Molecule: messenger RNA, 1095 nt
Organism: Caenorhabditis angaria
Lineage: Eukaryota; Metazoa; Nematoda; Chromadorea; Rhabditida; Rhabditidae
Source: the annotation of a GenBank genome assembly
AUGAAAUAUUUCCUAAUCCCAUCAAACACCGCAAAUCUAACAUUCUCAUGCAUCGCGUUCUUCUUCCAAGGCCGAACAGUCUACAACACCCAAAGCCUGGCUGUAUUAGGCCAAGGUUGGUGCAAAAACAUCGGACCCGCAGCCUGUUUAUACGCUUAUAAUCUGGUUUUGGUGAUGUUGAGCAUUGUUAUUCUAUUGAACUUGCACACUUUGUACUAUCGCUUGGUAUCGAUUAAAUAUUUUCAAGAAAAGAAAUUGGUGGCUCGAAGUUUGAUGAUAUUUUCUCUCCAUUAUAUUUUCCCGCUGGCCGCCAUUGUAAGCUUUUCCCAUUUUCUUCAAAAGUUACCUUAAGUUCUUUAUUACUAAUAGGUAAUCGGUCGAAUUCGAAUGGGCGAUAUGUCGGAUGAGCACAUGUUUUCAGUGUACAAUGAGACGAUUUCCGAGCAUCCGGAUUAUCAUUUUGAGCCUUUUGGAAAUUUCGGAGGAUUGCGCGAUGUUCACAGUAUUUGGAAUAAGAUUAUGACCUACGCGUUUGCUGGAAUUGGAUGUUAUUCACCAAUUUCUGGAUAUUAUAUCAGAUAUCAUACGCUGAAAGUUUUGGAUACCAGGAUCACUUCGUUGUCUGAGAAAACUGUGUCGCAGUUCAGGACUGUUGUGCACGUAAGUUAUAUUUUCGGGGAAAAAAUUGAGAAAAUUUCCCACGUAGCCUAAAUUUUAGUUUGAGACAAACUUUGUUCUAGAGACUCUUGAAAACCCUUGAAAACAAUUAUAAAUUUUGGUGGAGCAAUUAGGUCGCACACUUUUUAGGGUCUAACAAUUCAAGUUGUUCUACCAUUGGCUUGUUAUAUCCCAAACGCCGUGCUCAAUAAUUACAAUCAAUAUUUUGCUGAAACUCCCCUGAUCUUCGCGCAAUACACGUUAACUAUAAUUUUCACGAUUCCCUCACUUCUCGAUCCAAUUUUCAACAUCUAUUUCAUAGUUCCCUAUCGAAAUGCGAUUCGGAAUUUAUUCAGCUAUCGAUUGGUUUUGCAGCAAAAGAAUUCGAAUCAACAAGCUUCGAGAAAUGUGACUUCCUCGAUUGCUCAUACUAAUUGA